AGAACGACGAAGAUGGUACGAGAAAGAUAUAAAGAAUGACAAAAGUGGAUAAGAAAAAAAAAAUAGUUUAAAAAGUCACACACCCAAAAAACCAACCAACUAUACACACACAUAUACAUACACAUACAAAAAAAAACAUACGCGUACACAGAAUAACACAUUACAAAUGUACUAGGUAAGUUCAUAACUGCGUAUUGCCUUUCUGACUUCGGUGUGAAAAUAUAUAAAUAAAUAAAAAAAAAAAAGUCAGUCGUGCCAGGACUCACGGAUUAUCGGAUUAUAUCAUACAAUAGUUGUUAGUUAAGUCUAUGGGGACAAUGCGAUUGGUUGGACUCUCUUAUAGUCAGCCUGGUUCUUCUUCUUCUUCUUAUUCUUCUAACUUUAAAUUUAUUAUUUUUCUGUUUUCUUUUUUUUUCUUUUUUUUUUAACACCUAUGAGAGAAGAUUUGACUGUAAAACGUCUUCUCAAAAAAAAAAAAUCAAAUUCAUUUUAUUUUUUAUAUAUAUUAUAUAAAAAUAAUAUUCUAUUCGAAUAUAUAUUUGUUUUCUAUUCGCAAUAUUCGACAAUCUUAUGGUGAAAAUAAAAAGAAAAAAACAUUAAUCUUAUCAAGGAAGAAUCAGGCCCAUCGCAAAAGGGGAACCCUUUUCCACGAUAUUUCCGGUAUCUCUCAUUAUACCGAAAUCCGCGUGUUUAAGGCCCGGCUGUGUCUGUUUCAUGUUUUUCAAUAUUUGUAAUUUAUCGAUAAAAUUAUAAAAGGUAUCGAUACAUAACAGUCUAAAGUGUGCGCUACUCUACAUAAUAUUAUUAUAUAUAAAGUAUAAAAGUAUACAUUAUAUAUAUAAAUAUAUAUAUAUAUAUAUAUAUAUAUAUACAUAUAUAUUAUAUAUGAGAAGUAUAAUAUAUAUAUAUUAUACACACAUUGGGAUUGGUGAAAAUAUACGGUUUUUUCGCUUUGGAGUGUUAUUUUCUGAAAAUAUUGAACAAAAUAUGGAAAAAAAAUGAAUAAAAUCAAUGAAUAAAAAAAAAAAAAACAAGUCAGACGUUUCUUUUCAGUGCGAUACCUAUUUGCUCACUCUUUGUAUCCGUUUUUAUUUUUUUUUUUAUUUUUAAUAUAUUAAUUCUUUUGUUUUUUAUUAUUCUCUCUCUCUAUUACAUCUAACCAUCGAGAAUAUAACUUUGAUUUGUUCGUUAAUUGAUAAAACGAUGCAAAAUGAAGAAACUGAUUCGUCCAUUGGAUCGUCAAACUCUUCUUCCGUUAGAUAUAUGAGUACAUUACCAAAUUUUGUCAACGAUACUAUUGGAAAAUUAUUAAAAAUUGAUAAUUUCGAGCCUCAAUGUAUGAUCGAAAUAUUAGGAGAUUUUCUUGGUAUCGUAGAUUAUGAAACAAAUUUAGCGACAUUUUGGUUUUUGGAUAUUUUAGCUCUACAAAUAAUUCGAAACAAUGACACCUUUGACGAUUAUUCACGUUGCAUCUUUAUCAGCUGGUUAGUAGGAGAAAUGCAAUUGAUUCGAGAUGCAAAAUGUUCGCGCGAAAAGUUCUUCAAUAAAAUGGAAGUAAUAUUCACCGAGACUGCUGAGAAAGUCGUUCAAGGUGAAGAGAUUCCUCAUUGGAAUUUAAUUAGGUUUGGUGAUGCAGAGAUGAAAUCGGAAAUGAAAGAGGAAGAGACAAGAUUAUCGCAAGAACACGAUUCAUCCUCGCUAAGGGACUUGAAAUCGGAAACGCAAACUCUAACAGAAAAAAACUCAAAUGAGGAAGAAACAAAAUCGAUGAAAAUACUUUUAGACGUAAUUAUUCGAUCCACGUACGACAUGUACGCCGGUGAAGUACGUUACGCUCUCAUUUAUGCGGUAUUUGUGGAACCGAUUGAAAUACAGGUUGACAAUUUACCUUUUAGUUUUCGAAAACCUCGUCCAGUUCGACUGGCAAACUCAAACAUUGAACAUUUUUAUAUACAACUUCGAAACAGUUUACAAAUAAUCGAAGAACAGGAUAGAAAAAAGAUGAGAAAAGUUACAUCAAGUACAUCGUUUAUCUUUAAAAAAGUCUAAAAGGUACGAAAAAGUUACAACGUUUAAAGGAGGAAUCAGAAAGAGAGUAUCCACCACAACCACCGAAUUCUUUAC
Molecule: messenger RNA, 2124 nt
Organism: Polistes dominula (European paper wasp)
Lineage: Eukaryota; Metazoa; Arthropoda; Insecta; Hymenoptera; Vespidae
Source: RefSeq, a predicted model, not a curated record